AUGAUGCGCAUAGCGAUUGCCGGAGGGCUGGGUCUUGGAUAUCUACUCGCAACGGGCCUGUCGCGCGCCGAGAAUGCAUACAAUGUAGUUGUGCUGUCUCGAACGCCUAGGAGAGAAUUUGCCGCGUUUGGCAUUCAGGUCCACGUGGUGGACUACCACAACAAGGACACGCUGCGGUUCGCCUUGAAUGGCAUCGACCUCGUCAUCUCGACCAUUUCCGGACAAGAGCAGCUGAACCUCAUCAACGCUGCAGGUCAUGGCCGGGUGCGCUACUUUGUGCCGUCCGAGUUUGAGGGUAGUCUUGAGAAGCGCCCGCCUGCCCACUCCGAUCCUCUCGAUCGAGGCAGCGCCGCGGCGCUGGCCCUCUUGCGCCAGUGGUCGGAAGGCUCGACGCGCAUGAAAUGGACAGUCUUUUCGUGCGGUGUCUUUAUGGAACGUUUCCAUCCGUAUGGGCUGACAGCAAGCUUGGGGAUCGGUGCCGGCGAAGGCGUGGGCACAGUCGGCAGCUACGUGGCAGACAUAAACGCCGGUUACGCAGACUACACGGCCAAGGAUGCAAAGAACAGUUCGGUGAAGAUUUGCUUGACAAGCGUGAUUGAUGUUGUCAGGUUUGUCAUUGCCGCCGUGGACCUCGGACCUUCGAAUUGGCCAGCCGAAUUUACAAUGCGAGGCGAGAAGAAGAGCUUGCGAGACGUUGUAGAUGCGCUGUCGGCAGCCCAAAAUAUUGCUUUUGACUCCCAGGUUCUCAGUUACCAAGAGUUGCUGACACAUAUCGCCUACAACACGCAAAUGGCCCAAUACGCUCGUGUCGCCUACCUCCAAAGAAAUCUCCAAACCGCCAACGGCCGCUACGAAUUUUCACGGACAAACUUGAACGAUGCCAUCGAUAGGAGCAGCCGCGUCAGCGUACGUCCAAUGAACUUUGCGCAAUGGCUGGCGACGGUAUGUCGUUGA
This is a messenger RNA of Akanthomyces muscarius, 954 nucleotides long. RefSeq lists its product as uncharacterized. The record is from RefSeq and is a predicted model, not a curated record. Bases 1 to 954 code for a protein of 317 amino acids. The transcript has 3 exons. Lineage: Eukaryota; Fungi; Ascomycota; Sordariomycetes; Hypocreales; Cordycipitaceae.